CAACACCAUGGCCGAUCCUAGUGGAGCAGCGCCCCAACCAGGGCCAAAUGAUAUCUCAACAGCCAUACUUAGGCCAAAGAAAUCCCCAAAUCGUCUCAUCGUUGAUGAGGCGACCGCAGACGACAAUUCAGUUGCGACCCUCAAUCCUGCUACAAUGGAAAUACUCCAACUCUUCCGCGGUGACACGAUCAUCGUUCGUGGCAAGAAAAGGCGCGACACUGUUCUCAUCUGUUUGAGUUCUGAUGAGGUGGAGGAGGGGCGUAUUCAGAUGAACAAAGUCGCUCGCAAUAAUUUGCGAGUGAAGCUUGGCGAUAUUGUCAACGUGCACCAAUGUCUCGAUAUCAAAUACGGAAAACGGAUCCACGUUCUACCAUUCGACGACUCUAUUGAGGGAUUGAGUGGCAACAUCUUUGAUGUGUACCUCAAGCCUUACUUCUUGGAGGCCUACAGGCCAGUGCGAAAGGGCGAUACUUUCCUCGUCCGAGGAGGCAUGCGAACAGUGGAAUUCAAAGUCAUCGAAACCGACCCCUCCGAGUUUUGUAUAGUUUCUCAAGAAACGGUGAUCCACACUGAGGGUGACCCAGUGAAAAGAGAAGACGAAGAGUCAAAUCUGGCUGACGUUGGCUACGACGACAUUGGUGGAUGCCGGAAACAAAUGGCUCAAAUCCGUGAACUCGUGGAGCUGCCUUUGCGCCAUCCACAACUAUUCAAAUCCAUCGGUAUCAAGCCCCCACGCGGUAUCCUGAUGUUCGGUCCCCCCGGUACUGGUAAAACCCUCAUGGCCCGUGCGGUAGCCAAUGAGACGGGCGCUUUCUUCUUCCUGAUCAACGGCCCCGAGAUCAUGAGUAAGAUGGCAGGCGAGAGUGAGAGCAACCUGCGGAAAGCAUUCGAGGAAGCAGAGAAGAACUCGCCUGCUAUCAUUUUCAUUGAUGAGAUUGAUUCGAUUGCGCCCAAACGUGAAAAGACAAAUGGAGAAGUCGAACGUCGUGUUGUUUCUCAACUGCUCACCCUCAUGGACGGCCUCAAAGCGCGCUCCAACGUUGUUGUUAUGGCUGCCACCAACAGACCCAAUUCCAUCGACCCCGCCCUCAGACGUUUUGGUCGUUUCGAUCGUGAGGUUGACAUUGGUAUUCCUGAUCCCACUGGUCGUCUUGAGAUCCUCCGCAUCCACACGAAGAACAUGAAACUUGCAGAAGAUGUCGACCUCGAACAGAUCGCUGCUGACACACACGGCUACGUCGGUUCUGAUGUGGCCUCUCUCUGCUCAGAGGCUGCCAUGCAACAGAUCCGAGAGAAGAUGGAUUUGAUCGACCUGGACGAGGACACCAUCGAUGCUGAGGUGCUCGAUUCGCUUGGUGUCACCAUGGAUAACUUCCGCUUUGCCCUUGGAACCUCCAACCCCUCGGCUCUUCGCGAGACUGUGGUGGAGGUACCGACUGUUACUUGGGACGAUGUCGGUGGGCUGGAAAAGGUCAAGCAGGAGUUGCAGGAGACUGUGCAGUACCCCGUGGACCACCCCGAGAAGUUCCUCAAGUAUGGUAUGUCCCCGUCGAAGGGUGUCUUGUUCUAUGGUCCUCCUGGAACGGGUAAGACCCUGCUUGCGAAGGCGAUUGCCAAUGAGUGCAAUGCCAACUUUAUCAGUAUCAAGGGUCCUGAACUGCUCACGAUGUGGUUUGGUGAAUCCGAAGCCAAUGUUCGUGAUGUCUUUGACAAAGCUCGUGCCGCCGCACCCUGCGUCAUGUUCUUCGAUGAGUUGGACUCCAUUGCCAAAGCUCGUGGCGGAGGAGGUGCUUCCGGUGAUGGUGGAGGAGCUGGUGAUCGUGUUCUCAACCAAAUAUUGACGGAGAUGGACGGCAUGAACACCAAGAAGAACGUGUUCAUAAUCGGUGCUACGAACAGACCUGACCAAAUCGAUUCUGCGCUCCUCCGUCCUGGUCGACUUGACCAGCUGAUUUACAUUCCUCUCCCUGAUGAGCCUUCGCGAUUGUCGAUUCUCAAGGCUGCGCUCAAGAAGUCCCCUGUUGCCCCUGAGGUUGACCUUUCCUUCUUGGCGAAGAACACGCAUGGGUUCUCUGGUGCUGACUUGACGGAGAUUUGCCAGCGGGCGGCCAAGCUGGCCAUUAGGGAGAGUAUUGAUGCGGAUAUUAGGGCUUUGAGGGAGAAGAAGGAACGUGAGGAGGCUUCGGGUGAUGCCAAGAUGGAGGAUGAUGAGGAAGAGGAGGACCCUGUGCCUCAGAUUACAAGAGAACAUUUUGAGGAAGCCAUGAAGUAUGCUCGUCGAUCGGUGUCUGAUCAGGAUAUCAGGCGUUACGAGAUGUUCUCACAGAAUCUGCAGCAGUCUCGCGGGUUUGGAAAUAACUUCAAGUUCCCGGAAUCUGAUGGGACGGCUCCUGCCGGCGUACAAGCUUCUGGUAAUGCCGGGUUUGCUGAAGACAAUGCCGACGACGACCUCUAUGCUUGA
Laccaria bicolor S238N-H82 is the source of this 2461-nucleotide messenger RNA. RefSeq lists its product as uncharacterized. The transcript is spliced from 11 exons. Gene Ontology annotation, cellular component: nucleus; VCP-NPL4-UFD1 AAA ATPase complex; cytosol. Lineage: Eukaryota; Fungi; Basidiomycota; Agaricomycetes; Agaricales; Hydnangiaceae. The record is from RefSeq and is a predicted model, not a curated record. Gene Ontology annotation, biological process: mitotic spindle disassembly; retrograde protein transport, ER to cytosol; autophagosome maturation. The coding region runs from base 8 to 2461 and encodes 817 amino acids. Gene Ontology annotation, molecular function: ATP binding; polyubiquitin modification-dependent protein binding; ATP hydrolysis activity.